This is a messenger RNA of Penicillium mononematosum, 1326 nucleotides long. RefSeq lists its product as uncharacterized. Gene Ontology annotation, molecular function: chitinase activity; chitin binding. The coding region runs from base 1 to 1326 and encodes 441 amino acids. Gene Ontology annotation, biological process: carbohydrate metabolic process; chitin catabolic process. NCBI's taxonomy places the organism in Eukaryota, Fungi, Ascomycota, Eurotiomycetes, Eurotiales, Aspergillaceae. Gene Ontology annotation, cellular component: extracellular region. The transcript has 4 exons. The record is from RefSeq and is a predicted model, not a curated record.
AUGUUCAAACGCCUCGCACUUGGUCUGCUGGCCGCUCAGUCAGUGACUGCCAUGCGUUUUGCCAUGUACAUUGACGAGUUAGUGGCAUACAACUGCUCUUCCGGGACAGGAGAAGACCGAGGGCAUCGACUAUGCAAUCAUGAGCUUUGCUGCCUCGAAGCUAUUCAAUUCCGACUCACCGGCAGAAUACAAGCCAUUCGAGUCCCCCAGACCAUGCGCAAGCGCUUCAGCCCGGAUACCAAGCUAAUGGUCGCUAUUGGCGGCUGGGGGGACACCGCUGGCUUCUCCGAGGGAGCCAAAGACGAGGCUUCGCGCACGCGAUAUGCCAAGAACGUCGCAUCCAUGCUCGACGCACAUGGUUUCGACGGUGUCGAUAUUGACUGGGAAUACCCUGGUGGUAAUGGCCAGGACUACAGACAAGUACCCAACGAGGAGAAAGUGGGCGAGAUCGAAACAUAUCCUCUCUUCCUAGAAGCUCUCCGCAAAGAACUUGGCGACAAGAUCAUCUCUAUCGCAGUACCAGGUCGUAAGCAGGACUUCAUUGCCUAUACCAAGGAACAGGGCCCCAAGAUCUGGAAGUCUGUCGAUAUGAUCAAUGUCAUGAGCUACGAUCUGGUUAACCGUCGCGACAAUGUUACCAACCACCAUAGCGGUGUCCAGGGAUCCUUGGACACCAUUAACGAGUAUCUCGCGAUUGGGGCUGAUCCCGAAAAGCUCAACCUUGGCUUUGCAUAUUAUGCCAAGUGGUUUACCACCAACGCUGACGCCGAUUGUGAUAACAACCCUCUGGGCUGUGAGCUUGCCAAGCUUGAGAACGACGAUGGGUCGGACAAUGGCAAGUCCGGUUCUUUGACUUUCGAGGCUAGCACUGUUGCUGCUCCCCCUAAGGAUCUGAAAGACAGCACCGAUGGAUUGUGUGGAUCCGGAGCGAAGGCCAAGUGCCCAUCAGGACAGUGCUGCAGUUCCUCCGGCUAUUGCGGUACUACCGAUGAGUUCUGCCAGACUGGCUGUCUUUCUGACUACGGUACCUGCAAGGGCGUCUCUAUCACCGACUCAUGGCGCAAGGCCCAGAAGGAUGGCAAGACCGAUGAGAAGGGCGGUGGUCAGUACUACUUCGACAGCGAGAACAACCUUUUCUGGACCUGGGAUACCCCCGAAAUGAUCGCCCGCAAGUUCAAAGAGAUCGUCGCGGAGAAGAAGCUUGGUGGUGUCAUGGCUUGGAGUUUGGGAGAGGAUACCUACAAGUUUGAGCACUUGGAGGCUAUGCAGAAGGGUAUCAAGUCUCAGUCUAACUCUCCGAAGGUUGAGGAGCCCCCCCGUGGCUGA